Molecule: messenger RNA, 1067 nt
Organism: Notothenia coriiceps (black rockcod)
Lineage: Eukaryota; Metazoa; Chordata; Actinopteri; Perciformes; Nototheniidae
Exons: 4
Coding region: 228-1067 (279 amino acids)
Source: RefSeq, a predicted model, not a curated record
UUAAGAAGCUAACCGAAGAACGCCGGAAAAAAUGGCUUUCAAACCUACAUCUGCGGUCGGGAGGAGCAGAGUCGUCUAAUGCACGUGUCUGCAGCGACCACUUCAUCAGAGGGUGCCCUAGCGCUUUGGGUGACGUUGAGUCGGUAGACUGGGCUCCCACUGUUAGCCUCGGUUACCACACAACAAGUAAGCCCAGAUCAGAGGCAUCUCUUCGACGAGAGCAGAGGAUGGAGCUCAAGGAAGACCAACAAAGACAAUCAGAAUGUGCAGAGGCUUUGUUGGAUCUCCUGCAGACAACCGAGAGCCCAGAACCGACGCAACCCCCGUCUGACAGCCCACAACCAGAGGACACCAGUGGGAUAUUAAAUGACCAACAAGAUGCAGGAUGCCAGACUGAUUUAACGAUGGAGGACAUCGAGAGGAUGGAGGAUGUUCUGAGACAGAACACAACAGAGCUGGGAGAUCUUCGGACAAAGGCACUGGACACAAAGUUCAACCAGGAGUCCUUUGAGAACAACGAAGAGAAGACAAAGUUUUACACCGGGCUCCCCAACUUCUUAGUUUUACUUCAGGUUUUUCAACUGUGCGAGCCCUACAUCACCUGUGGCCCUAUGUCUGUGCUCUCCAAAUUUGAACAGUUCAUUUUAGUUUUGCUGAGGCUGAGACUAAAUCUCCCUCUGAAAGAUUUGGCUUUCAGGUUCAACAUCUCUCUCUCCACUGCUUCUAGAAUUUGGCAUAAGUUAAUUGACAUACUUCUUGAGAGUACAGAAUUUAUAAUUGAGGGGCCAGAGCGACAUGUACUUCAAGCUACAAUGCCAAUGGGAUUCAGACAGGCAUUUGGAUGUAGAGUUGCUGUGAUUGUUGACUGUUUUGAAGUUUUUAUUGAGAGGCCCUCUAAUUUACUAGCUAGAGCACAAACAUGGUCCAACUACAAGCAUCACCAUACUGUUAAGUUUCUGUGUCAGUUUCUGGGAUGUCCAAGGCAGGUGGCCUUGGGGGGCUCGGCCCCGAAACACAGACCACCAGAACAGAUAAGUCCACGUCUUAAAGACUGCACAAGCCUCUAA